Salvelinus sp. IW2-2015 is the source of this 2453-nucleotide messenger RNA. RefSeq names its product claudin 3c (gene cldn3c). The record is from RefSeq and is a predicted model, not a curated record. Gene Ontology annotation, biological process: cell adhesion; bicellular tight junction assembly. Gene Ontology annotation, cellular component: bicellular tight junction; plasma membrane. NCBI's taxonomy places the organism in Eukaryota, Metazoa, Chordata, Actinopteri, Salmoniformes, Salmonidae. Gene Ontology annotation, molecular function: structural molecule activity.
GUUUCCGUGGCAGCAUCACUUAGCUACAUCACACCCGCCACACACAGAGAGAGAGAGAGAGAGAGAGAGGGGAGUGGUCAUACACAGGGCCAUCAACAGGAAGAAAACAGAACACAAAGAACCUAGGACAAAGUGCUGGCCUGAAUCCUCUGUUCAUUCUUUGUGCUGAAUUCUGGAAUCUCAGGAGGUUCUAGAAUUCCUUAAUUGAGUGACAUCCUCAUUCCUCCAGGUAGGUCAGGUGUAUAAGAGAGACGCCCCCAGGAAGCCAGCAUGUCGAUGGGCAUGGAGAUUGUGGGCAUCGCCCUGGGAGUCAUAGGAUUCAUCCUGGGCAUCGUGGUCUGUGCUUUGCCCAUGUGGAAGGUUACAGCUUUCAUCGGAGCCAACAUCAUUACAGCCCAGACCAUCUGGGAAGGGUUAUGGAUGAACUGUGUGACCCAGAGCACGGGACAGAUGCAGUGUAAGAUCUAUGACUCCAUGCUGGCCUUACCUCAGGACCUUCAGGCUGCCAGAGCCAUGACAAUCAUCGCCAUCAUCCUGGGGAUUCUAGGGGUGAUGGUCUCCAUCGUCGGAGCCAAGUGCACCAACUGCAUCGAUGACGAAUCCGCCAAAGCUAAAGUCAUGAUCAUCUCCGGAAUCUUCUUCAUCCUGGCCGGUAUCCUCGUCCUCAUCCCUGUCUCCUGGUCGGCCAACACCAUCAUCCGAGACUUCUACAACCCCCUUUUGGUCGAGUCCCAAAGGAGGGAGCUGGGAGCCUCACUCUACAUCGGCUGGGGGUCGGCGGCCCUGCUCCUUAUCGGAGGAGCCAUGCUGUGCUGCUCCUGCCCCCCCAAGGAGGAGAAGAGGUACAAGCCRGCCCGCAUGGCCUACUCCGCCCCUCGCAGCGUGAGCGGGGGCACAGCGGGAUACGACAGGAAAGACUACGUCUGAGGGACUAUUUACCUGCAUGAUUGAACGGAGGGGAGAAAGGAUAGAGGAGUGAUAGAGGAGAAGUAGAUAGAUAGAGACAGACAGACAGACACACAGGUAGACAGACAGACAGAUAGAUAGUUUGCUAUCUGACAGGAAAAACUAGGAGACAACUCCUACUGAAAAGACUCCGAUAUGAAGGGAUGUGUGUUUUAAUGUUACUGCUUAGCUUUUCCUCCGCUUGGGUGUCUCUGUUCAGCGUCAUUGUUCAGCUUUAUAUAGGCUUGUGUGAAGUUUGGUAGAGGCUGUCAGACCCAGAUGCUGUACAUACAAUCCCAAAGGGGUAGGUUGACUACUGGUAAUGACUGGUUUUAUGGAAUAGUUUAAAUUCUAGUUGUUAUUCAUUCAUUUCAAACUUCAGAUGAUAAACCAAAGCCCUUUUGUUUCAGUAAACCGUACAGUUGAAGGGUCUUGGUUUUCAAGUACUUGGAAGAACUGCUUCAGUUACACAGCAUGUGGGCUCAUAUUUCUACUGCAGUAUGGAGGUCCCUAUUGCGUGUGUAGUUUACUGUUGGGGAGGUGGGAUUUUCUUUCACUGAAACGUUCAGUUAAAAAGUUUCAUUGUUGUCUCAUUAACACAGACCAGGAAGGACCAGCACUGUUUUUACAUAGAUUAGGCAAUGAGUUUCAGUAUGUGUGUGUGUGUGUGCGCACAUGCGUCUUUUGCAUGUAUUUGGUUGUGAGAGAUUCUGCCUCAGGUCAUGAUAUCAUAGAUUCCUUCCUCUUCACAGUUCCACUCUAUUUAGGCCUUUCUGUGUGUCUGUGUGUGUUUGUGUGUGGUGUAAUAACAUUUGUUUAGUAAUUUUUUUUUUACAAAUAAUUAAUAGCUUUUUAAUGCUGAAAAUGCUUUUUGUCAGAUUUUUGUCUUGUAAAUAGUAAGACAUGUGUAGUGUCAUUUGUAAAAGAAUGAGACUAUGUAUAGACUAAUUAUAGUUAGGAGAGUGAUGGUAAAGCAGGACCAUUGUCUGAGGUGACGUAUGGAGUCAGUCAGUCUCCUGUUUAACAAAGCAACUGUAAGAACUGUUUGGUGAGCAGGGAGUAGUACACCUGAAUGAGGGUUUAGACUGUGUGUGUGUGUGUGUGCGUGCGUGCGUGCGUGCGUGCGUGCGUGCGUGCGUGCGUGCGUGCGUGCGUGCGUGGAUGUGUACAUAGAGGGUGAGAGACUACCUAAUGAAAGGCAUGUGUGUCUAAGGUCUUAAUUUUCAACUGCAGGCAACCAGUCAGGUUUACCUACAAACGCCCAUAUAACCACAAUGGACAGCUUCAGUUGUUUAUUUGAAAUAAGUCAGCCAUUUUAGUUUUUUUAUUUAAAAUACAAUGCCUAGUUUCAAUACUUAUUGUUUGAUGGAAUGUGUAUCUUGUAAAUUGUCUUUAUAUACGUAUAUGUUAAGACAACAUUGCUUGAAUGAUGUCGUGUUUUGCAAUGGUCUGCUUCUCUCUACAUAUUCAGCUGUCCUCUACUAUGCUUCAAUAAAUGUGAAAAUGUA